Messenger RNA from Labrus bergylta (ballan wrasse), 5834 nucleotides. RefSeq names its product inhibitor of Bruton agammaglobulinemia tyrosine kinase (gene ibtk). Gene Ontology annotation, biological process: negative regulation of protein phosphorylation. Gene Ontology annotation, molecular function: protein kinase binding; protein tyrosine kinase inhibitor activity. Gene Ontology annotation, cellular component: cytoplasm; nucleoplasm. NCBI's taxonomy places the organism in Eukaryota, Metazoa, Chordata, Actinopteri, Labriformes, Labridae. The record is from RefSeq and is a predicted model, not a curated record.
CACUAGUGAGUGUUUUACCUGCAGGGUUUCAGACUUCAAGCCCUGUCAACGUUUGCACCUGAGCUAAAAGCUGACAGUAGUAAUGACACAUUGGAUGUACGUUGUUGAUGCUACUUUCUCCAUGUCAUCGUUUUUCUUUAUCUAACGGAAGGUGCACUCUACAAUUAUGGAGUUUUGAAAAAGAGACAGAGAAUUUUGGGGGGAAAGGGGGCCUUUCCCCUCAAGUUUGAUGGUUGGACUGCUGGGCUAGAAGGUCAGAGGGUUGCUGGUAAAAUUGCCUUUUGUAAAUUAAGAGUAUUUAAAGAGUAUAUAUUUUUGCAAACAUUAAUGUGUAUAACUUUGUAUGAAACGCACAAGAAGUUUUGUAUUUAUUAAAUUCAUGAUGCCAUUGUAUGCUAAAAGCACCUUAGUUUGUGACCAACCCUUGGUUGAGAUGGUGGACUGAAACGAGCCACAGAAAGGCUCUGGGGUUGCUAGGGUGCAGUGGAACCUCAACACAAGCACAAUUCUAGCACUCCAAACCAUCUCAACCUUUUGUUGACACAUUUUAUUUUCUUCUUUGAGAGCAGCUCUGUGACAGUAAAACGUUGUUUUUACUGUGUUUUCUUUUUGUCACUGCACAUUGUGGUGUUUUUAAGUUUGUUUAAAGUUGUGGGUGGCGGGCUGUCAUAAGGACUUUGUAAUAUAAAAAGGUGGAGGGUUCACUGAGGAUUUGAUAGAGGUCAGGAUGAGUCUGGCACCACCAGAGUGCACCCCAAGAUGCCGCUCACAGAAGCAUGCAGAUGAGGUUGUAGCUGCACUAACGGGUGGCUCUGAGGGGCAGCUACGGGCGUUCCUGACUUCAUACUGCCACAAUGCGGCCACCCUGCGGGAUAACUUUGGUCGCACUGCCCUGCACUUGGCAGCUUCAUUGGGAAAGAAGGCCCUACUGGAGUGGUUGCUUGAGAGUAAGAAUGCUGACCUGAUGGUGAAGGAUAAGGAAUCUGGCUGGACCGCUCUGCAUCGCAGUGCUUUCUAUGGACAGAUCCACUGUCUCAUAUCGCUGGUCAAGCAUGGCGGGCUACUUUCCACUCAGGACAAGGAGGGUCUCUCUGUCAUGGACCUCACAAUGAAGGACCGACCUUCACAUGUUAUCUUCAAAAACACUGACCCGACAGAAGUAUACACGUGGGGAAACAAUACUAAUUUCAGUCUGGGUCAUGGCAAUCAGGAGAGCAGACAGCACCCUGAGCUUGUGGAUGUGUUUGCUAGGACUGGAGUUUACAUCAAGCAGGUGGUCCUCUGUAAAUUCCACUCUGUGUUCCUGUCACAGAAAGGCCAGGUCUUUACCUGCGGCCAUGGACAGGGAGGACGACUCGGCCAUGGAGAUGAACAGACUUAUCUGGUUCCUCGGAUGGUGGAAGGCCUGAUGUCCCACCACUGCUCUCAGGUGGCUGCAGCUAAAGACCACACAGUGGUGCUGACUGAAGAAGGUUAUGUUUACACCUUUGGCCUCAACAGCUUUCACCAGCUGGGCCUGGCUCCUCCUCCAGCAUCAGCACAUGUCCCUAAACAGGUGUUCUCCAAGACGCUGAAAGGAAGGACAGUGAUUGGAGUGGCUGCAGGACGAUUCCACACAGUGCUGUGGACCAGGGAGGCCGUCUACACAAUGGGACUCAAUGGAGGCCAGAUGGGUUACCUGUUGGAUCCAAAUGGAGAGAAGUGUGUUACUGCCCCUCGGCAGGUAUCAGCCCUGCACCACAAGGAUGUUACCAUAGCGAUGGCUGCAGCUAGUGAUGGAGCGACGGUGGUCGUGACUGAGAAGGGGGACGUCUACCUGUUAGCCGACUACCAGUGCAAGAAAUUGGCUUCAAGGCAGCUGAACAUCAGGAAGGUUCUGGUUAGUGGUGGUAGUCUCGACCACCGUGUGAUUCCACAGAUCCUGAACGAGGGUGGAGGAGAGAAGGUGUCCAUCUUGGCGUUAGAUGAAGCUGGCAGGGUGUUUUGCUGGCGGUCCUGCGGCAGCUCGGUGAGACAGUGCCGGUGGGCGUAUGGGCGUCAGGUAUUCAUGUCAGACAUAGCGCUCAGCAGGAACAGCAUGAUGUUUGUGACUCAGGAGGGGGAGGGCUUCAGUGGCGUGUGGGCUGGAGAAUACAAGAAGUACGAGGAGAAGAAAGAGGUCAGUGUGGAGGUUUGUGGUCACUCAGAUGCCGGGACAGUAUUCGAGCGAAUCCGCCUGGAGAAACUCCCGUUUGUCCACCGAGCCGUCAGCAUCACCAUGGACUCUAAAGGGAGAAAUUAUGGAGUGCUUCAGUCCGACCCGAAAACAAGCUUGUUUGAGAUUCCCAUGGUUUCUCCACCAUCCUUCUCUCAACACUUCCGGAGCCUUCUGGAUGAGGCAGACGAAAUGGACAGUAUCCAUGACGUGACCCUUCAGGCAGGUGAUCGCACUUUCCCGGCCCACAAGUACAUCCUUUCCAUGAAGUCUGAGUUCUUCCGGAAGCAGUUCAUGUCUGAGCAUGGCGGCGUUGACGAGGAGCCUGAUGAAGAAGUGAGGAAGAGCGAAGAUGCCGUGGGCUGCGAUUUACUCAUUUUGGAGAAGAUCCCGGCAGACUUGUUGGAGUACACCCUGCACUUCAUCUACACUGACUCCUGUGAGCUGCUGGUGCAUGGGGCCCGGCCCAGAGUCUCAGUGGCAUCCAAUGGACAGAAUCAGGACUCAGAGCAGGAGAGGCUUAUCAGCAGCCUGCAGGACUUGGGCCUUAGAGGUCGCUCAGCCCUUGAGGUAUAUCGCUCUCUUCCCCCUGCAUCCAAAGGUGAUGGUGACAAGGCAAAGAACAAGUGUGCCAAGCCUGGCAAGAGGGGGAAAGGAGGCAAAGGUGACAAGCAUGGGGCCAACGAGGGAGGGGCCAACCCUCUGAAAUCCUUACAGGGUGUGGCAAAAAAGCUCGGCCUUGGAAGCCUGUCUGCACGACUGGACGGAGUCAAAUAUGAAAAUGGAAAGAUCAAUGUCAUUAACAAGAAGACUGGAAACAAACCUAAAUUCUACCAGAAGAAAUGCUCCUACCUGUGUGAUGUCACUCUGAAAUCUGAAGAUGGGAAGGAGUUUCCAUGUCACAAAAGUGUCCUCUGUGCAAGACUUGAAUACUUUAACAGUAUGCUCGGAAACCCUUGGAUUGAGGCCACAUCCUGUUCUGCCCUGGAGAUGCCUACUAGCUCAGAGAUCCUGCACGUCAUCCUUGAGUACAUUUACACAGAUGAAUCUCCCUCCAUUAAAGAGUCCCUGAAUGUGGAGUUUAUCUGUAAUGUAUUGGUUGUGGCUGACCAGAUGCUAAUCACACGGCUGAAGGAGAUGUGCGAAGUCGUCAUCACUGAGAACUUGACUCUGAAGAACGCUGCAGAGCUGCUGGAGUUUGCUGCGAUGUACAACGCAGAGCAGCUUAAACUCUCCUGCCUGCAGUUCAUUGUGCUCAACAUGGCCGCCCUCCUGGAGUCAAAAGCGCUGGAUAUUCUUAGUGAUGAAGUGCUCGUGGAGCUUUCUGCAGCCUACAAGAGGAUGAUCCCAGCAAUGCAAAAGAGGAUUAUCACUCCAUAUCCUGGCGCCCCAGACCUCAGCAUGUAUGAGGAUGAAGACUUGGACUCUGCUUUCAGCCCCAAAUUAGAAGCAGAAGUGGAUCACUCCUGCAGGGAUAUUCUGUUGAAGAAGGCCAAGAUGAAGGCUAAGAAGAAACCAAGACGACGCUCUGACAGUUCAGGGGGCUACACUCUUUCUGAUAUCAUCCAAAGCCCCCCUGCUGCAGUGGUCUCCCAGUGCCUGGUGAAGUCUGGAAAGGCUAACUCGACAGAAUCCCUGCAGGAGCUUCUCACAUCUGACUCAGAAGGAAGCUACAUGGGGGUGGGCAGUCCCCGGGACAUGCAGUCACCCGUCUUCCACGACAGAACUGAGGAUGAGAAGACUCUCAGUCAGAGGCUGAAGACCCCACCCAGCACCCCAACCUCCAUGAGCGACUGCCCCCCAACUCCCCCCACCUCUACUCCACAAGCCACCCCCAAGGUCCUAUCCUGUCCUGCUCGUCCACCCCCUGUCCUGGAUCUGAGAACUAUCAUGGACAUGGAAGCUAGCUCCCUGCAGACCCCCAGAGCUACUCCUAAAAGCCCUGGAAGUGUCAGCGCCAGCAUUAAGCACUCUCCUGUUCCCGCCAAACUGUCUCAGAAGCAGAGGAAGAUGUUGGCAAUGGCCAACAAGGAGACCAGUUUGGAGACCACUACAUCCAAAUCAUCCCCCACACAACCCCCAUCCAAAAGCAGUGGGAAGGCCUGGGCAACAUUAGUCCAAUCCCCACCCUCCUCGUCUUCAUUUCGAGCACUUCUAGAGGAAGAGGAAAAGUGCUUGAUCAAAGUGGGACAAUCAGGAGCCCAAAGGGUCCCAGGUACCCAGGGGUCACCUAGCACUCCUGCUUCUGCAGCCAGAAGGGUCACAUUUAAAUGUGCUGAAGGCAGCGAGCCAGAGAGACCAACUGGGCCCUGGGUGCUUGGAGCAGUGGGUAGCCCUCCCCUCUCCUCCCUGGUGACCUUCGCCUCCAUCGUGGAGGAAGAGAAGCAGCAAGAAGCUGCACUGAUCCGCAGCCGAGAGAAGCCUCUGUCACUCAUCCAGAUUGAGGAGCGGGCAAUCCAAGACCUCCUUUGUCAUUAUAAGGCACGUGACAACCCAGAUGAGCUGAUAGUGGUGGAGAGGUCUUCCAGAGGUCCUAUUGCAGCCCCAACUUGGAACAAACACUGAUGAAAAACAGCACAGCCACUUCAUACCAUCAAUUCGAGAACAUUGCUUACGGUUGUCCUUGUGUACCAUCAUCAAAUCCAUCAACGUGUGUUAAGUUGCGCCUCAGAAUCAUCCUGCCCAUAGUUUGGUUCUGAUUCAAAUCUAUGCUUCCCUCCGCAGUGUUACAUUAAGUUUUAUUUAAUUGCUGCUCAACAUUUAGUUUGUGUGGUGUGAUGAGUAUUUUCAUGACUGAAUGUGGUCCUGAAGAGAAGUUUUCGCUCUGGGAUAACUUACAGAUAUAUAUGUUUUGAUGGGUUUUAUGUCUCCUAUUGGCAAACCAAUAACAGAAAAAAGUAACCGACUUUCCGUAAUAGUGAGAGGUAACUAUGAGAAAGUAAAGGUGCCAAAGAUGACGAAAAAGAAAUGUAGAUGUUGAAGCAAAAAAAAAGGGUCCAAACGACAUCAGCCUGAGGGCUUGUGUUUGUGUUAACUAAGUUAAGACUCCUAAUGUGAUUGGAAAAAAAAAGUGCCAAUCAGCAACUGCGGCAAAGCAUCAGCUGUAUUUAAGAAGUAGAGUGAGUUGUUUACGACGGCAGUCAGUUUCUUUAAAUUGUCCUUUUUUUUUCUUUUUCAGAAGUGCGUUGUUUGGAUUGGUUCAACUGUUUUGCAGUGAGAUGUCUACUUUCCUGGAGGCAGUGAAUAUGUGUAUUUUAAAUAUAAAUGAUAUUUUAAAUACAUCAUUUGAUGAAGUAUUAUUGAAUGGUAAAAGCUCAGUAGAAUUGGUUGAUUGUGUUGAAGUCAUGACUAGUUAACGGAGGUGGUGUGCCUUUAUCACAUGGUGACUGUACUUAAACACAUACAGCAGCUAAAAUAUCAUUUUCCUCCUCAUUUGUUUAUCUCGUUAUUCAUUUGAUUUCAUUCUCCAGCUAGGAGCCGUUGUAAGCUUGGUUGGUAACUCAGAUCUGGACCAUGUUACGUUGUCUUCUUAUGCAAUUUGAUUGUGCGUGUGCGCGUGUGUGUGUGUGUGUGAUAGAGAGACACACAAGGACGUUAAGAGAAAAUGGCAAAUAAUAAAAACAUCUCAGCUGUGCAAUGA